Molecule: messenger RNA, 1443 nt
Organism: Diospyros lotus (date-plum)
Lineage: Eukaryota; Viridiplantae; Streptophyta; Magnoliopsida; Ericales; Ebenaceae
Product: UPF0481 protein At3g47200-like
Exons: 1
Coding region: 1-1443 (480 amino acids)
Source: RefSeq, a predicted model, not a curated record
AUGAUGCUUGAGGAAGAAGGAGUUCACCCUUUGGAAAAAUACGACUGGUUCAAACACAGAUAUGACGUAUUUGAAGAGUCGAAACAAAGAUUGGUGAAAGAUGAUAAAGUUUCGAGGCCUAAGAUACAACGGCUUCCCGGUUACAUGGGGGGACGCGCGGAGUUCAAAACAUUCUACUUGCCCAAGCUGAUUGAAAUUGGUCCAAUCCUUCAUCUUCAAAGUAACGCAGGUCUAGGAGACGCACAAAAGCUUAUGUGGACAUCAAUGUUUCUUGAAGAUACCAAGAAAGACGCUCGUGAUUUAUGCAAAAAGAUGUUUGAUCAUUUGGAAGAACUAAUGCCGCUAUUCUCGCCAGGCUGCUGGAGAUACAGACAGGAAGAACUAACGACGCUACUUUCACCAUUCGGGAUAGCCAAAGAUGAUAUCGAUCUCGCUAAUGGAGACUUCAAAGAUAUCAAGUCGUGGAUUUUGUUUGUGGAUGGAUGUUCGGUACUCCAAGUGUUGGAGAAAUCUAACCAUUCUGAUUCUGAUCCAGAACAAGUGUUGCGGGUUAGCGUUGACCAGCUGGUACGGGUACACCAGGAUCUGCUCCUCUUGGAGAACCAAAUUCCCUUCCAAGUGCUCAAGCUCUUAAGCAAGGACGAAGCCAAACUGAAGAAAUGCAUGGAAAAUUUCCUUCAAAUUCACCGUAAUACGCUGCCAUCGAGACCAGGAAAGCAGGAGACUACAAGCACGGGUGGGGAAGUGUCGCGCUCGCGAUCGCAAGAGCACAAGGUAACAGUCCAAGACGAAGACGACCCAGUUCAUCUUCUCGACCAUCUCCGCAGGGCCAUCCUGGGAAAUAGUGGUGAUUGUGACCAAGGCCACAAGGAUGACGAGAGUAACAAGAACCAGCCAAAAUCCCUGCAGCUAAGAAAAUAUAGGAUUGGGAGCAUACGAGAGCUCAAGGCAGAAGGGAUUCGAGUGAAGAAACAUCCAAACAACACGUUUUUCCACCCAAACUUCGUUGCUGGACAACUACAACUUCCUGAGCUCACAGUGGAUGGCUCAACAGGAUUCAUUUUUCUGAACCUGAUAGCAUACGAGAUGUGUCUAGACUUUCGCAACAACAUGGAGAUCAGCUCAUACGUAGUGUUCCUCAGCUCUCUUAUUGAGCAGCUGGAGGACAUGAAGGAGCUCAGGUCUGCUGGCGUACUCCGCAACGAGCUUGCCAGCGAUAAAGAAGUGGCUGAUCUGUUUAAUAAGAUGGACGUUGUGUUGGUGCCCCCGACGCAGAGAUAUGCCAACAUUAUAGGCCAAAUUGAAGACUAUAUUAAAUCCAAGCAGGGCAGGAUCAAAAUCUUGCGUUGGAUGGACGACGCCUAUAAUACGUACUUCAGCUCGCCAUGGACCAUCAUUGCCUUGCUGGCUGCAGCGUUGGGUCUUACUCUUACGUUUAUCUAG